GUUGAGCAACCCUCCUUACCUCUUCCUCUUCCUUCUCUGCCCUGCCCUCUUCGACCACUCUUUUCAGCAAAGUACAACAAGACCUGAAGAGGAAAGGACGCGAUGGCAAACUCACUCAAAUCCCGCUCUCGGGCGCGCAUCUACACCGCCCACGACGUCUCCCUACACACGUCUCCUGUCAACUGUUGGGUCUCUCGCAAAGGGAGGGUAUACGACGUGACUUCAUUCGUUCCCGACCAUCCUGGAGGAGAGGACUUUAUCCUGCGUUAUGCGGGGAAGGACUUGGGGGAUGCGAUGGAUGAUGCGGAGGAGCACGUCCACUCGGAUUCGGCCUUUACAAUGUUGGACGAAUUCUGCAUCGGCAAACUUGGGACGGACGAGCUCAUCGUGAGCGAAGAUUGGGAGCCUGAGGAGGACUUCCAUCCGGAGGAUACAGAUACGAUGGACGAUUACGAGAAGACGCAGUUCUUGGACCUGAACAAGCCCCUCUUGGCACAGGUGUGGUUCAGCAACUUUAGCAAAUCCUUCUAUCUUCAACAAGUCCAUCAACCGAGGCACCUUCCCUACUCGGCACGCAUGUUCAAAUGGGAUAUCCUCGAAAUGUUUACCCUUACACCGUGGUAUGUCGUUCCUAUGGUCUGGCUCCCCAUUGCCGCGUACCUGCUACGCCUAUCGAUCAUGCAAUUCACCGACCCGACAGCGUACAACUGGCCGUCACAAGCUGUGCUAGCGGCGAGCGAACCUAAGCUCACCUGGCUUCCCCCGCCGAUCAAGGCUUUGCUGUGCUUUUUCGGGGGCAACUUUGUGUGGACGCUGCUUGAAUACUUCUUCCAUCGUUUCAUCUUCCACCUCGACAGCUUUCUGCCCGAUCACCCGAUGGCGCUUACUGUCCACUUCACCAUGCACGGGGUGCAUCACUAUUUGCCGAUGGACCGCUUGCGCCUCGUCAUGCCACCAGCGCUGUUCACCGCCCUUUCCUUCCCCUUCACGCGCCUCGCCUACUUCUUAUUCCCCUCCGCCGUCGCGAACGGUGUUAUCGCAGGCGCGUUCACCUUUUACGUCCUGUACGACACGAUGCACUAUGCGCUGCACCACUCGCGCCUGCCUACAUACGUGUUGGAGAUGAAGAAAUACCAUCUGGCGCAUCAUUAUAAGAACUUCGAGCUCGGAUUUGGCGUCACCAGCAAGAUAUGGGACUACGUCUUCGGUACUGUGCUCAAGGUGUGAGCUAUAAAUACGCCACGCACACUGGUGGAUCACAACGGCAAAAGAACAAUUGGCUGGGCUGGUACAGCGCCCAGACACAGGGACUUCAUAAUAUCGUAUGUCUUGUCAUCAGUAGAUCGCGCUCGUUAAAAUUCGUAGUAUACCCCAACAUGUUCCCUAUAGUAAUGACACCCCUCAGCGUCAC
This is a messenger RNA of Dacryopinax primogenitus, 1411 nucleotides long. Its product is annotated as oxidoreductase. The record is from RefSeq and is a predicted model, not a curated record. The transcript has 3 exons. Gene Ontology annotation, biological process: lipid biosynthetic process; fatty acid metabolic process. NCBI's taxonomy places the organism in Eukaryota, Fungi, Basidiomycota, Dacrymycetes, Dacrymycetales, Dacrymycetaceae. Gene Ontology annotation, molecular function: iron ion binding; fatty acid 2-hydroxylase activity; heme binding. Gene Ontology annotation, cellular component: endoplasmic reticulum; membrane. Bases 103 to 1227 code for a protein of 374 amino acids.